AUGAUCACAUCACAUGCCUUCUUUGUUAUGGCUACCUCGUUGAUGCAACCGUUCUCAGUGAAUGUUAUCACUGUUGUAAUUUGUCGUAGCUGUAUUUUGCAGCAUCUUAUCAAAAAUCCCAACUGCCCGGUGCCUGGCUGCAACAAGGUAACACUUCACAGCACCGAUCCAUUCAAAACCCUGAGAAGUGAUCGACAGUUGCAAGAGUUGAUCAACAAAGUUGUGCCUAAUUUGCUUGCAGAUGAACAAGAAAGAAGGAAUUACUUCUACCGAUCUCAAGGCCUGCUUAAUCCUGAAGAUUUGGGUGAAGACAAUCAGUCUGAGGAGACUACAAAUAUACAGCCGUCAAAUGUUAAAGCGUCUGCUUUACGUAGAGAAUUUAUUGAUAAAGUGUGUAUUGAGUUAAUACCACUAAACGAUAAAACUACUCCGGUCAGCGCUAGAUUUGUUCGUUGUCCAUCGGUGGCUACUAUCUUUCAGCUCCAAAAACUUGUAAAAUUAAUGCUUAAUGAUCAGAGUAUAAAGAAAGAGCGUCUUCCGCUGCAUUAUCAAAUUUACAAUCAUUCUGUUGCGGCUAAACAUGCAGAUGAUGCAGAGUCUUCAUUUCUUCCAGAAGAUGACGAUAACAUGGAUGUUUCGAAAUGA
Molecule: messenger RNA, 645 nt
Organism: Rhagoletis zephyria (snowberry fruit fly)
Lineage: Eukaryota; Metazoa; Arthropoda; Insecta; Diptera; Tephritidae
Source: RefSeq, a predicted model, not a curated record